Messenger RNA from Frankliniella occidentalis (western flower thrips), 2728 nucleotides. RefSeq names its product ceramide glucosyltransferase (gene GlcT). Bases 260 to 1462 code for a protein of 400 amino acids. NCBI's taxonomy places the organism in Eukaryota, Metazoa, Arthropoda, Insecta, Thysanoptera, Thripidae. Gene Ontology annotation, molecular function: ceramide glucosyltransferase activity. The transcript has 9 exons. The record is from RefSeq and is a predicted model, not a curated record. Gene Ontology annotation, biological process: glucosylceramide biosynthetic process. Gene Ontology annotation, cellular component: membrane.
CGGGCAGGACGGAGGACGAGCAAACGUAUCGCAGCAGUCGCUGAUAGUACGGCUCGCAGUCCGUGCGUGGUCCGUGUGCGAGAGACGCGGUGGCCGCAGUCCGGUCGGGGAGGAGGACGGCCAGGGCCAGGACCAGCGUGGCCGCAGCAUCAGCGAACUCCUGCCUGACUUCUGCGACUGCUCCCCGAAAGCUGGCAGCUCCUCCAUUAUCGUUGCCAUCUGCUUGCAGACAAAAACGUACUCAGCAACGAUUUAUGCCAUGUGGUGGAACGCGUCCAAUGUUAUAACCAAUAUUCCUGAAUGUUUGGCCUUAUUUUUUAUUAUAUUUUGGUUAGGAAUUAGAACAAUGCACUUCAUGGCUGUUGUUUAUGCAAAGUAUCGUCUUCAUAGAAGAGUUGAGAAGACAUGUCCAGAAACUCCUCUUCCUGGUAUAUCCAUUUUGAAACCACUCACUGGCUGCGACCCCAAUCUUUACAGUAACCUUGAGACAUUCUUUGUUAUGAAUUAUCCCACAUACGAACUUCUAUUUUGCAUCGAAAACGAGCUCGAUGAUGCUGUUCCCAUUGUGCGACAACUUAUUGAAAAAUACAAGCAUGUUAAUGCUUCUUUGUUUAUAGGUGGAGAGCAAGUGGGCAUUAAUCCUAAAAUAAACAACAUGCAGACAGGCUAUAGUGCAGCAAAGUAUGAACUAAUAAUGAUUUCUGACGCUGGCAUCCGUUUGAAAGAAGAUACACUCCUUGACAUGGUCCAGCACCUCACAGAAAACACAGGCAUUGUCCACCAAAUGCCCUUCACCUAUGAUCGAGAAGGUUUUGCAGCCACUUACGAAAAAAUUUUCUUUGGUACUAUAAUGGCAAGAAUGUACUUAGUUGCUGAUUUAUUACGUAUAAAUUGUCAUACUGGCAUGUCAACACUCAUGAGAAAGAAACUUUUGGAUGAAGUUGGAGGGCUACGAACGUUUGGUGUAUACUUAGCGGAAGAUUUCUUCAUAGCAAAGAGUAUAACUGAUAGGAAAUGGCGCAUUCGCAUUUCAAGUCAGCCUGCUUUGCAAAAUUCAGGAUUUUGUGAAGUAACUGCAUUUCAGGCCAGAUUAGCAAGAUGGAUAAAGUUACGUUUAGCAAUGGUUCCUCUUACAACAGUCAUUGAGCCAUUGUCUGAAUGUGUCUUACUUGGAGCAGCUACUUCAUGGGCCACUCAUUUUCUCCUGAGAUGGGACCCAUUAGUUUUCUUCAUGGUACACUUAUUAUUAUGGUUUCUGUGUGAUUUCAUUCUCCUUAGUAUAAUUCAGCAUGGAACCCUACCAUUCAGUAAAUUUGAAUUCGUACUAGGGUGGCUAUUUAGAGAGUUCACUGGGCUGCCCUUAUUUCUACACGCUGUGAAAGACCCUCAAAUACAGUGGAGAUCUCGUUCUUAUCGUCUUCGCUGGGGUGGUGUGGCUGAAGAUUUUACAAAAAAGGUGUGAUACUAUUGAUAUGUGUAACAAGGUUGUCUUAACUUUAACUAUAAUGUGGUCAAUGUGAUUUGAUGCCAAGUGUACUGUAUCUUUUGGGUCCAACUAUGUGCUGAUAAAUUCGUAAGACAUUUUUUAAAUGCCAAGAAGUUUGCUGGUGUUCAGAACUUAAGUUUUAUUGGUAUUGUGAUUAAGUGCCAAUAUGGUAGGGUGUGUUGUGUAUCACUUUAUUUUUAGAAACACCUUUACCUUAUUUUUUAUUUGAAUCUGAGAUGCACCACAUUUAAUGGAUGUGUAUGAGAUUUAAAUAAAAAUAGCAAUCGAUUUCCACUGCCUUUAUGUAAGAGUGGCAUAUGGAAUUAUUCACUGUAGCAGAAAUGUUGAUAAGUCAUUCCUAUUUAGUUCUUAAGUUCAUGUUCACUGUUGAUCACAUCUCACCCUUUGCACUUCUUCCAAUUUAUCCCUGCAGUGAACAUGUUAAUAGCACCUACUUACUAGUCCAUCUCUCUGUAAAAUUAGGUCAGUGAUAAUUUUCUAAGUGACUUAUUUGAUUUUUACUGAUUUUUGAGUUGUGAGUGUUACCAAAAAUGACCCUUGGAGCAGACAAAUGUUUGGGAGAUUAUUUUUUGGUCAUUUCACUUGCAAGCAGCAGUAGUUUUUUCAAUUGUAAUUUUCUACCUUUCUCUCUGCAUUGUCUGUGAUUUGUCAUUGUUUAGUCUUUGUGUGUUUGUGUGUAAUUUCUGUCUACAUGUUUUUUUAUGUCUUCAUUUGGUAGUAUUAUUGCACUUUAGGAUUGAAUUUACCAAUUCAUUAUUUAUUUAGUGUAGUGUAAUAAGUGAGUUACUUUUUCAAUUGGUUUGUACUAAGUUUCCUAUUAGGUAUUAUAUUUUGUAUUUGAAAACCUUAAUGUUUGUCACAAGCAACACACGUUGGUUCCCAAGUGUUUUUUUUUUGUUUUCCUUUUGAUAUUGCUUUUAUGAUCUAUGAAUCUCAAAGUUUUACAGUAAUUUUUCUGUAACCUUCCUGUUUUCUGUUCAUGAAGUGCCUUCAUUGACCAAAAGUAUUACCGUAUAUGAGGUUUAAAGAUGCUUCAAUGUAUUGAUCCUUCAUAGUAAUUUGGCUUAAUUGCUUUCUUUCUUGCACCACUUUUCUCUCAAUUUGGUAAAACUUCAACACCAACUGUUAAUACCGGGGAUUGAAUGACCAACCUUCUGUAGAGUGUCAAUUUGCCUAAUUAGUUGUAUUUAAAUAUCUAAUACAAUUAUUUUCAAAUGAUAA